Messenger RNA from Haemonchus placei, 231 nucleotides. The record is from the annotation of a GenBank genome assembly. Lineage: Eukaryota; Metazoa; Nematoda; Chromadorea; Rhabditida; Trichostrongylidae.
AUGCAGUUCUGGCUUCGACUCACACUUGUGUUUUGCUUCGUGGUUCUCCUUAUCGCUGACAAUCAAAAUCUGGAGAAAAGACCUGCCCAUCUCUCCAGAUACGGCAGAACAGUCUUGUCCCGAUAUGGGAAGCGGUCCGUCAUCGGCCCUAAUAAUGAAUUACUGUUGUGUCGAAGUGUAAAUGGCGAAUUCAUGUGCAUACCAUACGAUGACAGGGAAGGAAGUGACUAG